Tuber melanosporum (Perigord truffle) is the source of this 123-nucleotide messenger RNA. RefSeq lists its product as uncharacterized. Lineage: Eukaryota; Fungi; Ascomycota; Pezizomycetes; Pezizales; Tuberaceae. The transcript has 2 exons. The record is from RefSeq and is a predicted model, not a curated record. The coding region runs from base 1 to 123 and encodes 40 amino acids.
AUGCUCUUACAAGGAUUGCAAGCGACAAACCACAAACGAAAGAAGAAGAAAGAAUCAAACAAAAAACACGGACCCUAUUACCCAAAGCCUAAGAAGCCUUGGAAGAAGGAAAACAGGAAAUGA